Molecule: messenger RNA, 1495 nt
Organism: Arachis duranensis
Lineage: Eukaryota; Viridiplantae; Streptophyta; Magnoliopsida; Fabales; Fabaceae
Product: F-box/kelch-repeat protein At3g23880
Exons: 1
Coding region: 202-1305 (367 amino acids)
Molecular function (GO): protein binding
Source: RefSeq, a predicted model, not a curated record
AAAAAAAUAACCAACUAAUCUAAUGCAAAACCAAUAAACAUCUGUCAUAUUCACUAUUCAGCACCCAGCACCGCCACCACUCCCUCUACCGCCGUCGCACCACACAUUCCGGUCUCUCUGCGUUGCUGUGCUUCGUCUCUGCCCCUGCGAACUACUCAGUCAGAGUCGGUCCCUCUCCACUCUCCUCCGAGACUUGAGAAGAUGAAGCACAAGGCUGAUGCUGAAGCUAAGGUUCUCCCUCUCGAAUUGGUGGAGAAAAUCCUAGUAUGGUUGCCGGUAAAAUCCCUAAUUCGGUCCAGGUGCGUCUCUAAACAAUGGCUUUCUUUGAUUUCCGAUUCACGUUUUGCAAUAUUGCAUUACGAUACUGCUGAUGCUGCACCCACCAAUAAGAACACUAGGCUUUUGUACUUGUCGAGUGAGGUUCCCGAGGCUCGUUGUGUAGAUCUGGAAGCUUCGAUUCGCGGCGAUUACGCGCUUCAGCUUCCUCUAAGUUGUCGCCAAUUCAGCCUUAGUAUUCUAGGUUCAUGUAGGGGCUUCAUACUGUUGCGCAUUCAUGUAAAUGGCGCUCCACUCCUUCUGUGGAACCCUGUAACGGGUUCUCACAGAUCAGUGCCGUACCCUAUUAUUGACCCUGUUCCUUCUUGGGUGGGUUUUUUUGGCUCGUCAAACAAGUUAUGGGGUGGUCUUGGCUAUGAUGAAUCUUGUGAUGAUUAUUUAGUAGUAGUAGGAUGGGGUAACGACCAAGAAUGGGAACCUCAUUGGGAAUACUUUUCUGUUAGAACCAAUUCCUGGGAAGAAAUUGAGUGUGGCCAUCUUCCUCCCCAUUUGGUUACCAUUGAUUGUGCACUGUUUUGUAACGGGGUUCUUUAUUGGUUGGCCGUUAAAUAUAUGAAAGUGAAUGUUGUGAUUGCCUUCGACUUAGCCGGAAAGCAUCUAUCAAUGGUGUCAUUUCCAACGUCAGGCGGUUCCCGUCUGUUAAAGCUGUUUGCUGGAUGCCUUGGGAUAUCUUACUUGAACUUCACGGAAGACCAGAAGAUUGAGAUCUGGGUAAUGAAGGAGUUAUCUUGGACUAGGCUCAAUGUUGUGCUUCCUUAUGCAUAUGGAAUCCACCCUUUGUGUUUCACUAAAGGUGAACUUGUUGGCACCAAAAACAAUGAGUUGGUCAAAGUCAGCGAUAAAGGUGUAUCGGUGGAGUCUCUAAGAAUUAGUUGUCAUGAUAAUGACUCGAAGAUGGUUAUGUUUACUGAGAGUUUACUGUCACUUCCGGACGAGUUUGGCGGCACUGGGAAAGAACAAGGAAAGUAGGGUGUUCACACGAGAUACCAAAAGUUGUUUGCAGGCUCUGGUGUGCAUGUUUCAGCAAGUUACUGAAGUUAGGAGCAUCUUUGAUAAGGUGUUUUAUAUGUAUCUUCUAUCCAGAUUCAACAUAUGUCUUCUAAAUUUUGUAUUGAAUGUUUUGUUUUAGGAUUAAUGGACUUGUGCUCUUCCUUUGUUC